This is a messenger RNA of Belonocnema kinseyi, 759 nucleotides long. It is a transcript of the gene Psf3, whose product is annotated as DNA replication complex GINS protein PSF3. The coding region runs from base 64 to 675 and encodes 203 amino acids. Gene Ontology annotation, cellular component: GINS complex. The transcript has 4 exons. NCBI's taxonomy places the organism in Eukaryota, Metazoa, Arthropoda, Insecta, Hymenoptera, Cynipidae. The record is from RefSeq and is a predicted model, not a curated record. Gene Ontology annotation, biological process: mitotic DNA replication initiation.
GUCAGUUGGUGUCUGUUUUGGUCUCACUUCCGAACUUUUAAUUUUUAACUUCGAGCUUCUGAAAUGUCGCUUUCAACGAGUUAUCAACCUGAUUAUUUUUCAAUAACGGAUAUUAUGGCUACUGAAGAACGUUUGCAAUGCAUAGUAAUCGUUACUGUGCCUGGACUUGGCAUGUUGGAUCCAUCCAGUGAAUCUCCUGAUUUAAAUGCUGGAACAAAGUUGGAACUUCCUUAUUGGCUCGUAUAUCCUCUGAAUGUAACAAGGUCUAAAAUAUUGGAGAUUGUAGAAAUUCCAAAAAUUUACAAAGAUGCCUACAGAGAAAUAUUGGCAGCCGGUGCAACAGCCGUUGAUUUGUGUAACUGGAAUCAAUAUUAUUACGAGUUUGGAAUGCACCUUAGAAAAUUGCAGCACCGAGAGUGCGAAAGAAUAACCGACACUUUACUUCCAACAUUCAAAAAUCGCUUCAGGGACAUAACGGAUUGGGCCCAAAAUCCGGUGGCUAAAUCCUCUCACGAAUCUCGACUUCCGGUAUUGGAACGAGAACUCUAUCUGGCUGGUAAGAAAGCCAACAUGAAAUUGAAUCAUUGGUUGGAAAAGGGAGUGGGGAAAAUCGAAACUUCGGAAGUAGUGGCCAACAUGAAAAAGCGCAAGCGCACAGACUUUGAGGCCAAUUAGCUUAAUUAACUCAAUAAUUAAUUACUUAAGAGAAUUAAACUUGUACUUCAGUUAUUGAUUUCGCAAUACAAAAAAAAAAAAAAA